UAGUUUUCCUUUUUCCUUCUCUUAUAUAAAAGACGACAACACAAUAGCAGACAAAACAAAACAACAACGAGAGACACGUAAACGUGAGUGAUCAGAGUGGUGUCAAAACGGAGACGAGAUCAAUUCGAUUUUUCGAAAGUAAUCAAUCAGAAAAUGGAGGUUACUGUUUUUUCGGAGAAAGAAUUGGAAGCAGCGGAGCUGCUAGUGCAAUUGAGCGAAGAUGAUACGUUGAGCUGUAGCAGCGGUACAGGCUUGAUGAGCGUCAGCGGUUGUGAAAGCGAAGGCAACACGAAGACACACGACCAUGUUGUUAGUUCCGACAUUCGUGAGCAGCAUAACGACGCGGAUGUUGUACGUAUGAAGAUGAAUAAGAAUGCUAUGGACGGUCAAAGUUUUGUCAAGGCCAUCACGGAGACGAACAUGAUAAGGAGGAACUAUAAGAAGAAAAAGUUUCGAUCGCUUGCGAGUAUUUACAGGGCAACGAAGGAGAUGACUAGAUGA
This is a messenger RNA of Eruca vesicaria subsp. sativa (arugula), 501 nucleotides long. The record is from the annotation of a GenBank genome assembly. Lineage: Eukaryota; Viridiplantae; Streptophyta; Magnoliopsida; Brassicales; Brassicaceae.